AGGACAGCCUGUACCCUUGAUCCCAAACCGAAUUGCUGCAGCGAAGAUCCAGCAACUUAACUCGCGCCACUAGAAUCUCACGAAAUGCCUCCCCAGGAAGUCGACAAGCGCCAAGCCGCGCGCGAAGUCAUCGACAUCCUCCACGAGAUCGCUACGCUUCUGAACACCAACCUCAACCGGACCCAGCUGUCCUUCUGCGUGUCUUUGAUCGAAAACGGUGUCAAUCCCGAGGCUCUAGCCAACGUCAUCAGAGAUCUCCGCGACCAGUACCCAGAACCCCUCGAAUCUACCCUCUCUGAUGACCAGAUUGAGGGCCAGCCCUGAGGACUGUCCUCAUUAUCGCAUCCGUGCUUCUUACGCCAUGACGUCGCUCAGAACUGUUGUUUUGAUAGUAGACGCUUGAUAUGACAUCCUCAUCCGGGCAGUCCCUGCUUAUGCCUCCUUCUCACGACUUUACGAUGCACGGGCAUCGCCGACUCAGAUGUCAAUCGGACUUAUGAAAAGAAUGCAAUGUACUCUUUCUUGCAGGCCGAAAGCAAUCCCGAAAAGAGAGGCCCAUCUUCAUCACACGGGUCCAUCAGCCAUGGAAAAGGACAUGGGCUUCUGUUAAUGCAUGGCUAAAUGAAGACCCUUGAAAGAAGGGUCCGGUACUGUAGCUAGUUUGCUCUAGCUAGUGUACUAUACCUCUGGAACAUGAAGGCGGUCCUGUAUGCCAG
Molecule: messenger RNA, 716 nt
Organism: Aplosporella prunicola CBS 121167
Lineage: Eukaryota; Fungi; Ascomycota; Dothideomycetes; Botryosphaeriales; Aplosporellaceae
Exons: 3
Coding region: 85-324 (79 amino acids)
Biological process (GO): mitotic spindle assembly; gamma-tubulin complex localization; microtubule nucleation by interphase microtubule organizing center
Cellular component (GO): gamma-tubulin ring complex; centrosome; interphase microtubule organizing center
Source: RefSeq, a predicted model, not a curated record